GUAAUUAAUUCCAGUACCACUUCCAUCUGUUUCCUCAACAUAAUUCGUUCGGGAAAUUUGAGAUCAUCAGAUAUUUGAAAUUUGAAAGAAUAUUAUAUGAUCUGAUACGAUGAGGCAGGCCGAGGCAGCCGGUUCUGAUCAUCAUCGGCAAUUUUUUCUUGGAACGUCGACGAUAUUGACCUUAAUUUGCUUAAGCUUUUUCUCGGUGAAAGCAGAAGAUGCAUAUAGAUAUUAUACAUGGACAGUUACAAAUGGAACUAUAUAUCCUCUUGGUGUUCCUCAACAGGGGAUUCUUAUCAAUGGACAAUUCCCGGGCCCUACAAUUGAAUGUGUGACUAACGAAAACAUAGUCGUUAAUGUCAUUAAUAAGCUGGAUGAACCUUUCCUCAUCACUUGGAAUGGAAUAAAACAGAGGAGAACAUCAUGGCAAGAUGGUGUGCUUGGAACCAAUUGCCCCAUCCCCCCAAACACAAACUGGACAUACAAGUUUCAAACCAAGGAUCAGAUUGGAACUUUCACCUACUUCCCUUCAACUAAAUUGCACAGAGCUGCUGGGGGUUUUGGAGGUUUCAAUAUUGCACAGAGAUCCGUCAUAUCAAUCCCAUAUCCUAAACCUGAUGGAGAAUUUACACUGCUUGUUGGCGAUUGGUACAAGACUAACCACAAGGUAUUGCGGCGAACGUUGGACCUCGGCAAUACUUCUCUUCCUUUACCUGAUGGUCUCCUCAUAAAUGGGAUUUCAAACGGCUCUGUCUUCACCGGUGAACCAGGGAAAACAUACAAAUUCAGGGUGUCAAAUGUGGGGAUAGAAACUUCAAUCAACUUUAGGAUUCAAGGACAUGCAUUAAAGCUUAUUGAAGUAGAGGGAGCUCAUACCCUGCAGGACACAUAUCAGUCCCUUGAUGUUCAUGUGGGUCAAUCUGUGGCUGUUUUGGUUACCCUUAAUGGACCAUCCAAGGACUAUUUCAUUGUUGCUUCUACCCGUUUCACAAAGCCUAUUCUUACAACAACCGCAUAUCUUCGCUAUGCUGGUUCCACAACCCAAGCCUCAGGGCCCUUACCUACCGGUCCAACUUAUCACAUUCACUGGUCUAUGAAGCAAGCCAGGACCAUCAGGUCGAACUUGACAGCCAAUGCAGCCAGGCCCAACCCACAAGGUUCAUUCCAUUAUGGGACCAUAAAAAUUGCAAGGACGAUUGUUUUAGCUAAUACACAAGCCAAGAUAAAUGACAAGCUACGAUAUGCUGUUAACGGGAUCUCCUACCUCGAUCCAGCCACCUCUUUGAAGCUCGCUGACUGGUUUAAUAUUCCUGGGGUCUUCAGCUUGAACACAAUCAAGGACGGGCCAACUUCUGGCCUCCCAACCCUAGGCCUUGGCACCUCUGUCAUUGGAACCACCCUCCAUGACUUUAUUGAAAUCGUUUUCCAAAACACUGAAACUAAGAUACAAUCUUGGCAUUUGGACGGAUACAGCUUUUACGUUGUCGGAUAUGGUUCUGGUUCAUGGACACCUGACAUGAAAAAACGAUACAAUUUGAUCGAUGGCAUUCCCAGACACACUGUUCAGGUAUAUCCGACAUCCUGGAGUGCAGUUUUGGUGUCUUUGGACAACAAAGGUAUGUGGAACUUGAGGUCUGCAAUUUGGUCGAGGAGAUAUUUAGGACAGCAAUUGUACGUUAGAGUUUGGAGCAACGAACAGAGUCUGUUCACUGAGACUGGCAUCCCUGCGAAUGCAUUACUUUGUGGCCUCGCCAAGCACAAGCACUCAUAGGAAGAUCUUUUUUAUCUUCUGAUCAAACAUCGAUCUUUUUUCUAACUUUAUUCUUUUAGUUCUAAAUCUCAGUUACGAGGGUGUGAUUGUCAAUUAGGAGAAGUUUUCAAUUCUCGGUGUCUUAGAUAUUAUAACUUCCUAUU
Molecule: messenger RNA, 1914 nt
Organism: Juglans regia (Persian walnut)
Lineage: Eukaryota; Viridiplantae; Streptophyta; Magnoliopsida; Fagales; Juglandaceae
Product: L-ascorbate oxidase homolog
Exons: 9
Coding region: 110-1771 (553 amino acids)
Molecular function (GO): oxidoreductase activity; copper ion binding
Source: RefSeq, a predicted model, not a curated record